ACUUCCUGAAACUGAAAGAGAAAUAAACAAGCCAGCUACUCCAUAAUGGCGUAUUACCAGUCGACUGCAGAUUACUUGGAAGAGUUAAGUUGUUCAAUCUGUUUGGAACUGUUUAAAGACCCGGUGAUUGUGGAAUGUGGGCACAACUUCUGCAAGUCCUGUAUUAACAAGGUCUGGGACAGCCUCAGUACUCUCUGUUGUCCUGAAUGCAAAGAGGAGUUUUCAGACAGAAGGUAUACAGUGAACCGAUUCCUAGCUAACCAAGUUGCAAAAGCACAGAGUCUGACUCACAAGCUGGAGGAAGAGAUAAUAGAAAUUGGGCAGGAGGAAGAGGAACAACAAACAUAUGUGAAACAUGAGGAAGUAGCACGCCGUUGUUGGAAACAUGAAGAGAGACUGAAUUUGUUUUGUGAGGAAGAUGAAGCUCUGGCCUGUUCAUUGUGUGUCCCUAAACAUUACGGUCACCAUUUCAUAUCACUGCAGGAGGCAGUUAACAUUUACCAGGAGAAGUUAAAAGCAAACUCAGAAUCUCUGGAAGCAAGUCUUAAAGACCUCAGGGAACUGCAGGAAAAACAGGAGAAAGAAGUUGCUGGCAUUAAAGAACGAGCCCAAAAUUUGGAGCAGCAUGUUACUUCAGAGUUUGCCAAACUAUACCGAUUUAUCCAGGACAAGGAACAGCAGCUGAUCAAACAACUGAAGGAUGAAGCAGCAGGAAUUUUGAAUUGUAUGGAGCAAAACUUAAAGGAAAUAGUUGACAAGAUCAACACCAUUCAGGAACACAUAGCUGAUCUACAGUCAAAGAUGGAUCAGGAUGAAGCGGUGCUCUUUUUAACGGGAAUCAAGGAAGAAACAGAAAGGUAUUUAAAAAUAGAGGAGGAACAGUGUGGAUCUCAAGUUGCACUGGUGAUUAAGGACCUGAGACAAGGAGUAUAUAAUGACCCUCAACUGCUGCACAAUGUUUGGAAGAAAAUGAAAUCUGUCAUUGGGCCCACGAAGGAAGGUGAGAAACAACCCGUAUUAAAAAACAAUGCUGAGGCAGAAGGCGAAUCAAAAAAAGAAGAACAGGAGGAGGAGGAAGGAGAAUCCACCAGAAAGAGACGACGAAGAGUGACCAAGAAGACAUAAAUUUUGUAAUAAGUGUAUCAGAUGAUUUGUUUACUGAAAAAAAAAUACCAUUUUUUUAGCAAACAGGUUUUUCUCCUGCACUUAUGGUUAAUGACUUUGUCAUAGACUAAAUUUAAAAUGUCUUUUUUUUUUAAAAUAGAAAAUUAAGGAUGUAAUAAUGAAGACAGAUAUGUAAAUAAGCUUGGAAACUGUGCUGUGUGGAUGGGCGGGUGGGUGGGUAUGACAUUGCUUGAAUAUUUCCGGGAUUUUAUUUCUGAUUGUGAACACCAAGUACUGCAGGAUGAGUUAUGUGUAGCACCUGAAAAAAUAAGAAACGAAAGUCUUAAGAAAAGAAAAGAAAUACUUUUCUUACUAUAUAUUUUUCCUGUGCAGUAAUAAAUGUGGUAUCUAAGUUCUGAACAUUUUGCAUUGGACAGUCUU
This is a messenger RNA of Protopterus annectens (West African lungfish), 1545 nucleotides long. Its product is annotated as nuclear factor 7, ovary-like. Gene Ontology annotation, molecular function: zinc ion binding; ubiquitin-protein transferase activity. The transcript has 6 exons. Lineage: Eukaryota; Metazoa; Chordata; Ceratodontiformes; Protopteridae. The record is from RefSeq and is a predicted model, not a curated record. Gene Ontology annotation, biological process: protein ubiquitination. Bases 46 to 1125 code for a protein of 359 amino acids.